CUAAUUGUUAGUAGAUGCUAGUAACUAUUACUAUUACGCUUGCUACUGAGCCAGUGUAAAAAAAUCGCGGAACAUCUCCCUAAAAAUCACGAGCUUCUCCCCCAGAUUUAUUAUUACCAGGGAUAAGUGAUACAUCACCAGUGACAAUGGAAUUUACUACCCCCGGCAUAUGGUCAGGAACUAAUCGUUCCGCCAGAAUCCUUAGGGAGAUCAAUAAUAAUAAUCGAAUCUCGCUAAGGAUAAGAGCUAAAUUUAAGGAAGUUAACCAAUUGACUACGCUCUUUUUAACCAACCAAUUGGCUAAUUACUCUCAGCAACAAAGUCACAGUCACAGUCAUAGUGAACCAGAAGAGAAAUUAUUCAAAAUUUUACAAAAGACUUUUCAAGAUAUAUAUUAUUUGUUAGACAUUGAAGAUUUUAAAUUCAAUAAAUUAUCUACUAUAGAUUUAAAGAAAUUACAUAGUUAUUAUUCUCAAUUGAAUGAGGUGGAAUUCAAUUUAGAUUUGAGUGUAGCUGAUGUUAAUGAUGAAUUAACUAUCAAUGCUACUACUUUACAAUUAAUUAAUUACUACGUUUUGCUUACAUCCACUUUGAAAUUAUCAAAUUCCGUUAUUUAUAAAACCUUAGAACUUAAGAAUCAAUAUGUGUAUUGGUCAGAUAUUAAGAGUUCUAACUUCAAUAAAUUAAUUUAUCUUAUUCAAUCUUUACCUUAUAAGUUGUAUAUAUUUGGUAAAAAUGUUAUUGAACAUUUAGAAAUUCAUCCUACAAAUGAUACUACUCAUAGUUUAACUAAUUAUGAUAAGCAGGGUACUGAAGAAGACAAUGAUAUAUAUUUCUCAUGGAUAAGAAUUAAGAAGAGUAUAUCAAGAUUUUAUGAAGCUAUUUCAAAAACUUUUGGACGUUCAUUCACUAUUAAUAAUCCAAGUUUUUCCUUAUCAAAAAUAUCUGCUGUUAGAAGUAAUACUAGAUAUUAUUUAGAUUGGAUUAAAUUUAUUUGGAAAUAUCCAAUUAAUUUAAUUAAUAAUGAUCUUAAUGAAAAACUUUCAAAAAUCAGUAAACAGAUUGAAGAAAAUACUGGUAAGAUUGAUUUAUUAAUUAAAACUAAUUUGAAUGAUAAAGAAUCUACUUUAGAAGCUCUUGAAUCGAUUUCACUUAAUAACCAAUCACAAUCCAUUGAUAAUGAGUUUUCAACUAAACCAGAUAUUCAAAGAUUAAAUGAUAUCUUAAUUAAUAUUAUACGCUUUGAUUCUAUAAAUUAUUAUGAAACUGAAAUCCCAUCACCAUUAAGUAGAUAUUGGCCAAUUAUAUUGGCAACUUUAGUAUAUGGUCCUUCUCAAUCAAUAAAGUUAUAUUCUAAUCGGGAAGAAAUUAUUGAUUGGUUAAAAUUUAAUCUAAUUGAUACGGUUACUGGAUUCUUUAAGAAUUGGGUUAUAAAGCCUAUUAAUGAUUUAUUAAAUACAUUAAGAAGUGAUGAUACAUUAUCAAUCACCACUAAAGAAUCACUUAAAUCAGAUUUAGAUUCAUUAGAAAGAAUGAUAAUAGAAUUUGCUCAAGAUGAAACUUCUAAUCCACCAGAUGCUCAACAAAUACAUGAAGCUAUUCAAAAUGGAGAUUUAACAUUAGUUAUGAAUCAAUAUGAAUCACAAAUUAAAACUCCUGUAAAAUCUCUUUUAAAGGGUAAUUUAAUAAGAUCCAUUUUAAUUCAAAUUCAAAAGACCAAAGUUGAUGGAGGAUAUGCAAUUAACGGAAUAGACAAAAUCUUAAAAUCUCAACAAUUAGUGUUUGGUUUUGUUUCCAUUACUCCUUCAUUGUUUAUCCUCUAUCAAUUUUGGUCAUAUUUGAGUAGUACUAAACCAAUAUUUGUAAAUGGUAAACAAGUUAAUAUAAUUUGUUUGAAAUCUUUGAAUAAUAUUGAGAGUUUAUUGGUAUUAAUUAAUAAUCAAGUCCAGCAUACCUCAAGUUCUGAUGAACAAUUUACUGAAUAUGAUAAACAAAUAUCUAAGAAUUAUGAAGGACAAUUAUUAAUUGAAAUAAUUAAUUUAAUUGUAGUAGCUGAUUUAAUAAUUCCUAAAGCUUUAAAAAGUGAUUGGAUAAAUGAUUUAAAUGAAUUAAAUAAUAAUGAUUUUGAUAUAACCACUAAAUUACAAUUGGUUAGAAAGAUAUGGAAUAUGUAUGGUCAUUAUUUUAGAUAAGAGAAUCAUUACAUUAUAUUAUAU
Molecule: messenger RNA, 2216 nt
Organism: Scheffersomyces amazonensis
Lineage: Eukaryota; Fungi; Ascomycota; Pichiomycetes; Serinales; Debaryomycetaceae
Exons: 1
Coding region: 147-2192 (681 amino acids)
Cellular component (GO): mitochondrial outer membrane
Source: RefSeq, a predicted model, not a curated record